AAAAAAAGGGGGGUUGGGGGGAGGAAGGAGGAAGAGGAGGGCUGCAUUCCCAUUGACUGAGAGAGAGAGAGAGAGAGAGAGACAGAAAGAGAGAGAGAGAGAGAGAGAGAGAGAGAGGCAGCACGGACUCCGCCUAUACCGCCCUAACAUCCAGCUCCAGUCCGACGACGGCACCACAGACCAGCCGUGUGAUCCAGGGGCCCCCUCAUCGCGACUCCCGGCGUGUGAAAAAUGGGCUCCCCGUGAAUCCGGGCGGUGGAGGGCAGAGGCGGGCAGGCGGGGGGUGGGGGGGAUCGACGACGAGAGCGUGGUGGGAGAAACACCCAGAGAGGACAAACAAAAGCACAACCGAGGGUGCCUGCAACCAUGAGCGGCUUGCACUAUUCGCCAGAGCUGCGGCUGCCGCUGCCGCUCUGCCCGCGGACCAUGUCGUGAGGUGUGGCUCGGAAACGCUCCGGGGAACCUGUCAGCCGAAACGACUCGCCGAGGAGGAGGAGGAGGAGGUGGUGGUGGUGGUGGAGGUGGAGGUGGGGUGGUGGUGGUGGAAAAGAUGUCCGCCUCGGUGGGGCCCCAGGGUGGCCCUCGCCCACCCACCGUGCCGCCAUCCAUGCCGGAUCUGCCGGACCUCAGCCAUCUCACCGAGGAGGAGAGGAAGAUCAUCAUGGCAGUGAUGGCUCGGCAAAAGGAGGAAGAGGAUAAAGAACAAGCCAUGCUAAAAACACUGCACCAGCAGUUUGAGAGCUACAAACAGGAGGUGCGUCGCAUCGGGGCGGAGACGCGGCGUCAACAGACCCAGCAGAAGGACGACGCGCCCACCUGUGGCAUCUGCCGCAAGACCAAGUUUGCUGACGGCUGUGGCCACCUCUGCUCCUACUGCCAGACCAAAUUCUGCGCUCGCUGUGGAGGGCGGGUCUCUCUGCGCUCCAACAAUGAGGACAAAGUGUGUCUCAUAGUGAAGGACAGGGUAAUGUGGGUAUGCAACCUGUGCCGUAAACAGCAGGAGAUUCUUACCAAAUCAGGAGAAUGGUUUUCGGGGUCAGGGGUGCGGCCUGGGAGCCUGGGCACCUCUGUGAACAACCCAGCCACUGGAGGUGAGGCCCAACGGGACAGGAAGCUACUCCGCUCCAGGUCCCAAGCCCCACCCUCCGGCAUCAACACCAACGCAGGGCCACCGGACGGGACGCAGCCGCCCACUGGUGUCACUUCUGCCAAGGGUGCUGACACCAUGCCCGGCUCCCGCUCCCAAAGUGAACCACCUAGAGAAAAGAAAAGGCCAGUUUCCCUCCAUGAACAAAAUGGUAAGGGAGGAAUGGGGCGUGGUAGUGGCCGUAGACCUGGUGGGAAGUUGCCAUCUCAGUCAUCACUGGAUGAGCGAGUGGUUCCUGGGGACAGAGGUGAGAGACGCUUAGGAGACGGACGGAGGCUGGAGAAGAUCCAUUCUCAGGACUACGAGGAUGGGGAGGGGAACUUGGGUCGUCCAGAAACACACCGGAGACGCCCAGAGGAUGAGGAGCAGAGGGAGCGCCAGCGCCGCGAGGAGGAGUUCCAGAAUCGUUAUCGUAGUGAUCCCAACCUGGCACGAUACCCGGUAAAACCGCAGAAGGAGGAGCAGGAGAUGCGCAUGCAUGCUAAGGUGUCCAAGGUCCGCCACGAACGACGACACAGUGAUCUGGCUAUCAACGAGGUCGGACUGGGGCCUGAAGGAGGGGGUAGUGGAAGUGGAGGGGAGGUGCCUGAAAACCGUCUGGCCAGGAGGGGUGGAGGUGGUGAGGGAGAUCACAAGGCCCUCUUGGAGAACCACCGAGCCUACUCUGUGGAUAGGACCGUGGGGGGUGGAGGGGGAGCUCCACCUGCAGGAGGUGGAGUGAGAUCAGGACCCCAACCUGGGGGACCGGUGCCUCCAGACUGGGGCCCAAACAAAGGCCGCCUCGAGCCUGGUACAACACGGACACCAAGGGACAAGGGUGGGGAUAACCUGCUGAGGAAGGACUCUCAGAGCUCGGACCAGUCGGAGUCUUUGCGGCCGCCCCCUCCACGGUCAUACAAGAGCAAGCGCGGAGUCAACAAGAGGCAGAUGUCCAUCAGCAGCUCAGAGGAGGAAGGCGGCUCCACGCCCGAGUACACCAGCUGUGAGGACGUGGACAUGGAAAGCGUCAGCGAGAAAGGUGACUGGGACUGUCAUUCUCUAGAUCCUACAGUGUGGCAUCAUCCAGUUACAUGGCAGCCAUCCAAAGAGGGUGACCACCUAAUCGGACGCAUCACGCUAAGCAAGAGGUCGGCAAUGCCCCGCGAGGCUGGCUCCCUCCUCGGCCUAAAAGUGGUAGGAGGGAAGAUGACAGAGACAGGGAGACUUGGGGCCUUUAUCACCAAAGUCAAGAAAGGCAGCCUUGCAGAUGUUGUGGGACACCUACGAGCAGGUGACGAGGUGCUUCAGUGGAAUGGGAAAUCGUUGCCCGGAGCAACAAAGAAAGAAGUGUACAACAUUAUCCUUGAAUCCAAGGCUGAACCUCAAGUGGAAAUAGUUGUUUCAAGACCUAUAGGAGACAUCCCAAGAAUCCCAGAGUCAUCCCAUCCUCCUCUAGAAUCUACGGGCUCCAGUUCCUUUGAGUCACAAAAGAUGGACCGUCCCUCGAUAUCAGUGAUGUCCCCUACCAGCCCCGGGACCCUCCGAGACCUUCCUCUGGUACUGCCUGGACAGCUCUCUGUGAAGCUGUGGUACGACAAAGUGGGCCAUCAAUUGAUCGUCAACGUCCUUCAAGCCAUAGACCUGCCACCCCGACCAGACGGACGACCUCGUAACCCCUAUGUAAAGAUGUACUUCUUGCCUGAUAGGAGUGAUAAGAGUAAACGACGGACUAAAACAGUGAAGAAGAGCGCUGAGCCCAAGUGGAACCAGACCUUCUUAUAUUCCCACGUUCACCGACGGGACUUCAGAGAGCGCAUGCUGGAGAUCACAGUCUGGGACCAGCCCAGAGUCCAGGAGGAGGAGAGUGAAUUCCUGGGAGAGAUCCUGAUAGAGUUGGAGACGGCCCUGCUGGACGACAUUCCUCAUUGGUAUAAACUCCAAACACAUGACAUGUCCUCUAUACCUCUGCCCCAGCCCUCCCCGUACCUCCCACGCAGACACGUCCACGGAGACAGCCCCAGCAAGAAACUACAGAGUGCAGAGCGUAACUCCAGGGAGAGAGAGCGGGGCAGUACGUUGGCUGUGCCUGAGCAGCAGCGUCCCGUCCAGCACCGGUCACGUUCAGUGUCUCCUCACAGAGAGGACUCCUGCAGGGCUCGGUCACGGCCCGCACAUGUGCCCAUGCAAAGGAGUCUGGAUGAGAUCCACCAGAACCGCCACCACUCCCACUCCCCCUCCCGCUACCAUGACUCCCACUUAGAGCACCAACGCUCUGGGGACUCGGACUACGAGUACUCUGAGGACAGUGAGGUCCUGGAGAUGCACAGGUCUAUCCGAGGCGGGAGUGCUGAGUGCCUGCACACAAACAGCUCCACCCUCCCCGCAUGCCUAAAGAGCAAGCCGCCCCACAGACAGGAGGGGGGCAGCACCAUGCCUCGUAGCAUCCUUACACACCGUGUGCUCAGGUUCACUGAUGAGGUCACAGUUAGCGACCUGCAGCCGUCGUUGGACAGAGUGAGGAGUGCCAGCACCACUUGUCUGAGACCAGACACCAACUUUCACUCCCCUGAAAGAGACAGGUGCUCCAACUCUUUGCCCCGCAAGACUCUCCCCAGCCCCCGGAUCUUAGUAGAACAUGUGGCCCCUGAAGAAGACAGGCAGUGUAGCAAUUCAUCAAGUCCGAACUGUCAAAGGGGCAGCAAAAAAAGCCUGGAGGGGGACAGUCGUAUCCAGCCCACCUCUAUCCUGAGGGGCAGUAGGGGGAGAGGGGGCCCGCUGAGGCCCUUUGGCCAGACAGUCCUGGCUGGGUCCUGCCCAAACUCGCCACGGCUAGACAGAGCACACCCUCACGGCAGCCCCUCCUCUCCAACGGGGACUCCCUCAUCAGGUCGCAGGGGCAGGCAGCUGCCUCAGCUCCCUGCAAAAAGCAGCAGUAUAGAGCAAGCCCUUGCAGUAGAGGAGCGAGCCCGACAGCUGCAGAUGAAAGUACAUUCCUACCGGCCUUCAGCCUCCCACGACCCUGAGACGGACCUCAAGACCAAACGGGAGAUGUACGCAGAAAAGAGGUGUAGCAGUGACAACAUGUCGGCCAGAUCGUCAGACAGUGAUAGGAGCGAUGUGUCAGCCCUCUCCCGUGCCAGCAGUGCCUCCCGCCUCAGUAGCACCAGCUACAUGUCUAUCCAAUCAGAACGACCUGGAGGACGACUCAGUCGGCAGUUGCGAUCGGUGGGCCGCAGCAUGCUGAAGAGCUCCAGCGUGAGCGGGGAGAUCUACACCCAGGAGCGCACCGACGGCAGCCAAUCAGACACGGCGCUGGGCACAGUGGGUAGUGGCAGCAAGAAGAGACGCUCCAGCCUCAGCGCGCGGGUGGUGGCCAUCGUUGGCAACCGCCGCAGCCGCAGCACUUCACAGAUCAGCGGCCCUGAGGGAAAGAGUAAGAAGGAGAAGGGCGCACCGAUCCAAAGGAGCACAGAAACCGGCAUGGCAGUCGAGCUGACCAGGAACAUGAGUCGCCAGCCCAGCAGAGAGUCCAACAACGGCAGCAUGAACAGCUACAACUCUGAGGGAAAUUUGAUCUUCUCUGGAGUCAAUCUGGGUGCCAGCAGUCAGUUCAGUGACUUCCUGGACGGCCUAGGACCGGCUCAGCUAGUGGGGAGACAAACACUGGCCACUCCAGCCAUAGGUGACAUCCAGAUUGGCAUGAUGGAGAAAAAGGGUCAGCUGGAGGUAGAAGUUAUCAGAGCACGAGGACUCGUACAAAAACCAGGAUCCAAAUCCCUCCCUGCUCCAUAUGUCAAGGUCUAUCUGCUGAAUAAUGGAGCGUACGUAGCCAAAAAGAAAACCAAGAUUGCACGGAAAACACUUGACCCACUGUACCAGCAAGCACUGCUAUUUGAGGAAAGCCCACAGGGUAAAGUCUUACAGGUGAUUGUAUGGGGCGAUUACGGCCGCAUGGACCAUAAAAGCUUCAUGGGAGUUGCACAAAUCCUAUUGGAGGAACUGGACUUAUCAAGCACAGUCAUUGGUUGGUACAAGUUGUUCCCACCGUCCUCCUUGGUGGAUCCGACACUUGCCUCCUUAACGCGGCGGGCUUCCCAGUCGUCACUUGACAGCUCCUCCGGACCUCCCGGGGUCCGAUCCUAGUGGACCAACAGCUCUACACCGCUCGACGAGUAACAAACUCAUGAAACGUACUGUAGAGAGAAACAAACAAAAAACAAGAUGGCAGAAAUGUAGAACAACAACAAUCAGAAACAGUCAAAAUGAGAAAGCUUUGUUGAGAUCUGACAAUCACUCCUGUCGCGGUUAAUUUUGUCUGUUGUACGGAGCGCCACAUUUCAGUGUUUCAUAUCCAUUCAGAAAAUCUCAUCAUGUUUCUCUGUGUAUGCUGAAGAAGCAGGGCUGUCGAACAGACAACACGCAGUAGCUCUCAAGACGAGAGACAAAAAAUAAAAGAGUGUCAGAGAAUCAAAUGAAGCAGGGUGAUUUUUAACUGAAUCAACAAUAGCAAAGAAAUGUACGUAAGCAUCGGAAUGUAUGGACUCGAGACAGAGGUAAUCACCCUCCACACCUGCAGGGGGCGCAGUCCUCCCUGCAGUGGCCUCCUCCAGAACCCCAACAGACUGCCGGCACUCCUGCCCCCAGGCAGGAUGCCCCCGUAUGGGUAUUCAGUCUGGAAGCACAGGGCCUUCUUCUGGUGCCUAGACCUUGGAGCCGCAUCACUGGUCCCUCUCUCUGUUGAAAAAUCCUCUUUUCAGUAUGUUUACCAUGGCUGCUCUGAGGCCACACUGUUUUAGCGUGUUUGCUUUGUCGUUCAUUUCUUUCCCUUUGUUACUACUGGCACAAAAUGUUUUUACAGUGCGUAAAAUGCUCAUGAUAAUGUUGUCAGUCUGGUGUGUGCAUGGAGAGAAAAACAAAACACAAGUGAUUAAAAAAAAAGGAUAUAAAAACUAUUAAAUGUCUGCAAGUGUUAUGCAGGGGGGGACUGGUGAUGAUGACACAGCUUAGAUUUUUACACUUGACAGUGAGAUUAGCGUGCAGCGUUGUUUUCCUUGUUCCACCGCUGGCAAACGUCCAGGCCAGUUGUCUUUGUAUAGAUGUAUAUUAGGCCUCCCAGGAGGUUGACCAAUAAAUAAAAUUUAUGUCACUUUGAAAUAUCACAAGGGUAAAAACAUCACUGUAAAAAAAAAAAAAGUAACCGCAAAAGCAAGAUAGGACCGUCUAAUUUUUCACAUUUUUUGGGGAGUGCAGUCCCUCACCCCAGCACGUUUCUAUCCGACCCUUAGUUUACAUUCUUUUGAAAUUUAAACACAAGCACAAGAGCUUGAUUUUUUUACAACAAAAAGUUUAACUUUUUGAAAAAAACACGUAGUUGAAAAAAAGAAAAAAAGCAACAAUCCCGUCACAUUCAUUUCUCUGUCUAGUUGUUGAUAGACAAACAGAAAAAGAAGAAUCGCUCACAGUUUCCCUUGUGCAUCUCUGUGAAUGUGAAAGUAACCAAUCAGACUGAUCUGUCGGGACUCCAAAACCAAUGCUCAUCCUCCGUUCGGCCUGCAGUCUCCGCCCACUGGGGAAAAAAGGCGGCGGCCAGCAUGACUUUGGAACCUGUUCCAAGCUGCAUGCACAUUUUUGUAAAACAAAACAGAUACAGGAAAAAAAGAUAACUGAUCUAGAUACGUGUGUUAGUUCCACAUACUGUAGGGCCGCUUGUAUGUUGCAUGCAGUUGUACAGUUUGCUCGUACUUGAAUAUUAAAGAGAUAAAACCAAGAAACCGAAGCCAUUCCCAUUACGCAACGACAUCUGAACUCAACUGCAGUCAGUUCCACAUCCCCCCAGUCCGGUGCUGAAUGUCUCUCAAACUAAAUCCCAAGAUUACCUUGAUGUCUCUCCUCGACCCUCUGGAAGAUGUACAGUACUGUACAGUGGUACUGAGCAGACCUCACAGCCCCUCUUACUGUUAUUCCACAUCAUAGUAUACCUCCAAGGGGCUGAGAUGAUGUAUGAAUAAAUAUGUACAAAUCAGAUCCGCUUAUAUGGAAAUAUGAAUUAUGUUUCAACAUAAUGAUUUCAGAUAUGCUAACACAUGAACUGUUAAGUUAUAUAAAGAAUAAAUACAGAUGCACAGAGAGUAAUACACUGUAAAUACUCAACAGCCAUUCACUGGGUUUUCAUUGGGUUCAGUGAUAUUUGCAAAGGGGCCAAGUCAUAUAACGAGGAGCGAUUAAUACGUCAUUAGGGACCAUGCAGUGGGACGACACAAAACGAUGGACUUGGGUCACAAACUGGCCGAACUUAAACAAACGGCCACAAAACUUACAGGUGUACCAUGAAGCCGCCAUGUUCAGUCCCACUUCAGAAGAGUUGAUGACUUUUCUUUUCAUUGUCCGGUGAAGCUGGUUUUCCUUUUUCUUUUUUUUCUUUCUUUUCUUUGUCAGUAUUAACAGGAAAAAAAAUGCUGAUUGUUUACAACUUCUGUGUUCCACUGAAACAAAAAGAAAAUUAGAAAAAAGUAAAGCAUUCACUGCAACAUUACUUGUUUGUAUAACAGAUGUGGCUCAAAUGAUGUGUAUGUUUUAUAUUUAAAAAAAAGUUCAUUUUUAUUAUUUACAAAUAAAAAGAAUGUGUGGAAGAA
Messenger RNA from Epinephelus moara (kelp grouper), 7758 nucleotides. It is a transcript of the gene rims1b, whose product is annotated as regulating synaptic membrane exocytosis 1b. The record is from RefSeq and is a predicted model, not a curated record. Bases 551 to 5269 code for a protein of 1572 amino acids. Lineage: Eukaryota; Metazoa; Chordata; Actinopteri; Perciformes; Serranidae. Gene Ontology annotation, molecular function: small GTPase binding; transmembrane transporter binding. The transcript has 32 exons. Gene Ontology annotation, cellular component: presynaptic membrane; cytoskeleton of presynaptic active zone. Gene Ontology annotation, biological process: positive regulation of synaptic transmission; regulation of synaptic plasticity; intracellular protein transport.